This is a messenger RNA of Acanthisitta chloris (rifleman), 855 nucleotides long. RefSeq names its product ceroid-lipofuscinosis, neuronal 8 (epilepsy, progressive with mental retardation) (gene CLN8). Gene Ontology annotation, cellular component: membrane; endoplasmic reticulum. Gene Ontology annotation, biological process: lipid homeostasis. Lineage: Eukaryota; Metazoa; Chordata; Aves; Passeriformes; Acanthisittidae. The record is from RefSeq and is a predicted model, not a curated record.
AUGAACCCAACAAAUGAUGCUCCAAUGCUUGGGGCCAUUUUUGACUGGGACUAUCUCCUCUGGGAAGUUCGUUUGAUGUUUAUAGCUGCUGGUUUUUUCAUCUACUUGGGAGUGUUCCUCCUGUCCCACUGGUUGUCUUCAUGGAAAAGUGCCACGUACCGUGCCUUGUCUGCCAAGGAGAAGGUGUUCUGGAACAUGGCAGUGACCCGUGGAGUGUUUGGACUCCAGAGCUGUGUGGCUGGGCUGUGGGCUCUGCUCAUCGAUCCAGUCUUUCAGGCUGACAAAGUGUAUUCCCAGCAAAAGUGGAGUUGGUUUAACUGUUUAAUAGCUGCUGGAUUCUUCCUGCUUGAGAACGUAGCAGUGCACGUGUCCAACGUUGUCUUUAGGACAUUUGAUGUGUUUGGUAGUUCACCAUUUGCUUGCAUUUGGUGGCUUGGCUGGUCUGGUGGUAAUGUGAGGUCUGGGCAUUACCUGCCUCUGAUGGGAAUGUUGCUGGAGAUGAGCACUCCCUCCACCUGCAUUUCCUGGAUGCUCCUGAAGGCUGGCUGUGCUGACACCUUUUUCUGGAAGGCAAACCAGUGGGUGAUGAUCCACCUGUUCCACUGCCGCAUGAUUCUCACUUACCACAUGUGGUGGGUGUGCAUCUCCAACUGGAAUUCUGUGAUCGAAAAUCUGGGGCUCCUGCACUUCAUUGUCCUCUUCUCGGGGUUGUUCGCUGUGACACUAGUUCUUAACCCAUACUGGACCUACAAAAAAACUCAGCAGCUCCUCAGCCCAACCGACUGGAACUUCGAGGAGAAAGCGAGGGAAAACGGGCAGUUAAAUGGUGAAACACGCGACAAGAAAAGGAUGUGA